Messenger RNA from Mesitornis unicolor (brown roatelo), 427 nucleotides. Its product is annotated as alpha-1-acid glycoprotein 2-like. The transcript has 4 exons. The annotation marks the transcript as partial. The record is from RefSeq and is a predicted model, not a curated record. Lineage: Eukaryota; Metazoa; Chordata; Aves; Mesitornithiformes; Mesitornithidae.
AUGCUGGCCUCCCUCCCCCUCCUCCUGGGGCUGCCGCUCGCCCUCGCCGCCGAGGCCCCCAGCUGCGCCCCGCUCGUCCCGGUCACCUUCGACAAUGACACCAUCCCUAGGCUCCUGGGAGAUUGGGUCUACAUCGCCGGCUCCUCCAAGUACCCGCCUCACCUGGUAGAGCUGAAGGCACUGAAAUACGCAGCUUUUAACAUCUAUCCCAGCAGCCACGAGGAUGAACUCAACGUUGACGAAGUCAUGAGACUGAACGAGACGUGCGUGGUGAGGAACACCAGCAAGAUCCACGUCUUUUUCCACAACUCCACCCUGAUGCACGUUGAUGACCAGGUGGUUUCCGUGGCCAAACUGAUCCACAACAAUAAGGACCUGCUGAUCUUGAACAUUCUCCAUGAUGACUUCUCCGGCCUCAGCAUCUCAG